Messenger RNA from Mesoplodon densirostris (Blainville's beaked whale), 497 nucleotides. RefSeq names its product proteolipid protein 2-like. The record is from RefSeq and is a predicted model, not a curated record. NCBI's taxonomy places the organism in Eukaryota, Metazoa, Chordata, Mammalia, Artiodactyla, Ziphiidae. Gene Ontology annotation, cellular component: membrane.
AUGGUGGAUUCCGAGCGCCUCUCAGCCCCCGGCUGCUGGGCCGCCUGCUCCAACUUCUCACCCCGACAGGGAAUUCUCCUGUUUGCUGAAAUUAUAUUGUGCCUGGUGAUUCUGAUCUGCUUCAGUGCCUUGACAUCAGGAUACUCCUCCUUGUCGGUGACAGAGAUGAUCUUUGCUGCUCUCUUCUUUGUCGUCUACAUGUGUGACCUGCACACCAAGAUACAGAUCAUCAACUGGCCUUGGAGUGAUUUCUUCCGAACCCUCGUAGUGGUCAUCCUCUACCUGAUCACCUCCAUUGUUGUGCUUGUUGAGAGAGGAAACCACUCCAAAAUCGUCGCAGGGGUACUGGGCCUAAUCUCUGCAUGCCUCUUUGGCUAUGAUGCCUACAUUACCUUCCCCUUGCGGCAGCAAAGACAUACAGCAGCCCCUACUGACCCUGCAGAUGGCCCAAUGUAGGUGAACUCCCUCCAUUUCUCUCAGCAACCUGCAAAUAACAC